GGGGCGGGAUGCGCAAGGAGCUCUCUCUCCGUGCCCCAGAGGCAGCACUGCUCGGGCAGCCGCUACGGGCGGUCACAGCGCCCAGCCUCCGCGGCUGGAGGCGGGCUUGGGCCGGCGCCCCUUUGUCACAGCCGCCGCCUGUUCCUCUGCCGCCGCGGGCGGGCAGCGGGAGGUCAUUUUAGGGGAAGGAAAGGCUUAAAAAUAAAACAAAGGAAAUGGGGGAUACAAGAGGCACAGCACCGGGUAACAGCCGGUUAAACCCCGGGGGGUUCAUUCAAGGUUGGUGUCCCUACUGAGCCCAGCGGGGUCCCGCAAGCCGCCCGCCUCUCACAUCGCCUGACACGGCCUCUGCGGCCGAGGAGAGCGGUGCCGGGCAGGGCGAGAAGGAGCCCCGGCGCUCAAGGGGAAGCAAGGAGCGGGCGGCACGCCCUGCCGCCACCGCCCGGCGGUGCUCUUCCCGCCCGGCACGGGGAAGUGACGCGGCCGCCUGCCCCGGAAGGGAGGGCACCGCCCGGAGCCCGCCGCAGCCAUGUAGGUACCGUUAGCGGAGGGGGACGGCGCCGGAGCGGCCAUGGAGGGCGCAGAUGACAGUGCCGCCGCGGCGCCCCCUCUGCCGAACCUUACCCCCCGGCACCGGCAGCUCAUCCCCACGCCCUGCGGCCCCAUAAAACCUUGUUCAGAGCUAUCCUUUCCUGUGAAGAUCUACUUCUGUGUCACUAUUUUGUCCCUGCUAAGUGUUAUAGGGCUGACCAUAGAGACACUUGUUCGACAGACUGAGGAGGAUUUCACCAUUUCUCUUAUUCAGUUAGUUGGAGUUGUGUUCUGUGUGUACUAUGUGAGCAGAGGAAUCCUGCAGGAGAAUCGCCAGGAGCUCAUCGUCUUUGUUCUUUCCAUCUUGCUGGUGAUGUUUCGUUCCAUCGUCAACUUCAGUGUUCUCUCUGCUGAGCAAAAGCCCAAACUCCUGGCCCGCUUCAUUCUGAUCCUCCUGGUUGGCUCCUUUGAUGUGAUCUGUGCCAUCAUCCUCAUUCAGAGUCAAAGCAUGAUGGCCUUCCGAGUGGGUGGUGCUCUAGAGAGCCUGCAGUCACAGUACUUCAUGCUGAACCUCUGCUUUUCCAUGCUGACCUUUGAUCUUCAGGCACAGCUCUGCUUGUGCAUUCUGCUGAUAAGCCUGCAUGAGAUCACCCUUCUACACAACAUCAUCUCAGCAACAGGGGUUGUGUGGGCCUGCCUGAAGGUGACCAUAGGCAUCAUUGCAAUUUUAAAAGAGCUGAAACCUCUGGUGUGGAUUUUCCUGAGUCAGAACAUCCCUGAAGUGGCUUAUCUCAUCUACCUGCUCUACACGGUGAUAAGAGAGUGGGGCAAAGGGAGUUCCUACACUCUGGAAGCUGCUUUCAUUAUCGGCUCUGGCAUUUCAGUCGCGAUCAAGUCUGUUUUGUUUUGGGCACUGAUUCACGUCUACCGCAGCUUUGGACAGGGGCUGAGAGAAAGAAUGUUUUCUUCCUAUGGAAGGAUUGACUCCUGAGCAUCCCCCUUGUGCUCAUCUGCAGCUCUUAAAGAGUGAAAUCCCACCUGGGGAAGUUCUGAUCAAGUGCUUGCACUGGGGAUGUAAGACAGUGGGCCAGUUUCAGAGGGGAAGAGGAAGCUGCUCAGAAAAAUGUCCACACAUUUCUUGGUUUGCUUUGUGCUGGGCAGCUAGGGCAGUGCAGUUGGUCACUGAGCAUGAGAGGCAAAGGCUAAUCCUCUGUGCUCAGGGAGCUGUGCUGACAGGACAGUGCAGGUCAGCACUCCCUGUUCUCCUGCUCUUGCUUUGUGACUGCAGCAGGAGGUUCACAACCUGCACAUGAGCUGUUCCUAAAAGUGCUGGGUGUGUGGCCCUAAGGCAACGUGGUGAUUCUAACCUGCUCACCCAUCUCCCAUGCCCGAGCCUGGCCGUGGGCUGCCCUGCUGGCCUGGCUCAGCUCACAUCUGUUGCUGAACAGAGGGCAAGCUCUGGAGCAGUUCUGAUGACAGCUGCAGUCCCUGCUCUCCACUCUGGCUGUGUGAUGGCUUAACUCUUACAGAAUGGUUAAGGCUCUUGGUCCUCCUCUGACUUCAGACUAUUCCAACUGUUUUUAGUCUGUUUUUAAUCCCAACUGCCCCCUGUACUCUGAUCCCCUCCUGCAGCGUGUCUAACCAAUGUGCCAUUUCACACACCAAGGGUGACUGUUAAACUAAGCCUUUAAUACUGGAAUCUGGGAGUUUGAUAUUCUGUUGAUUGGAACCUUUAGCUACUGGCUGUCUAUUUUUAAUAAAGUGUAAACACAG
Messenger RNA from Pogoniulus pusillus (Red-fronted tinkerbird), 2304 nucleotides. RefSeq lists its product as uncharacterized. Lineage: Eukaryota; Metazoa; Chordata; Aves; Piciformes; Lybiidae. The record is from RefSeq and is a predicted model, not a curated record. The transcript has 9 exons. The coding region runs from base 572 to 1522 and encodes 316 amino acids.